GACCUUGUGACGUACAUAAAGCACAAUGAGCGAUUGUGUGAUACGGAUUUCAGGUCAUCUGUAACGCAAUGAUCUGCACUGACAAAUGAUUAAAUAUUGUCUUUUGUUCCAUUUACUUCCUUAGUUGAUCAUUGGAACGGAUAUAUUGUGCAAUUACAUUUAUUGUGAGGGCACCUGCUCUCAUUAUUUAGGCAGCCAUUAAAAUAUCUAAAACUAACGCACAUCUUUCCUGCGCAUGUGAUAUUAUUUUGCCAGUCAACAUUACCGGGCAGUAUCAAAAAUAUUUACCGCUCAGGUAAAGGAAAUAAAAUAUAAAGAAAUAUAAGUGAGAUAUAAUAUAAAAUUUCAUAUCAAAUUCCCCCGAUGGUUUGCAAAGGAUAACAUUCAAUAUAAGUAAAACAUGACGGAACCGAUCACACCAAAGGACAUUGAAACUGCUGCCAUCAUGGAAAAUGAAUAUAAGAUUCAAGCGAUGCUCUAUAAAACAGAUCAGACAGUAACUGACUCGGGACAUGACUGUCCAAACAUAAGCACGAAUGUGGAUCAAGAAGAUAUAGAUUUGGAAGCCGUUUGCGAAUCGAGAAUGAUUUCACCUUCACAAGACGAGACACUCGCAUCACCUAACAGUUGCAAAGAAACAGUUCCUGGCUACAAAUACAGCGUUGUGCCCAUUCCACCAAACGAUACUUCAUCUUCGAAAGGCGAGACAAUUACAUCAUCUAUCAGUUGCAAUGAAGCAGUUUCUGAUUACAACAACGACGCUGUGUCCUUUCCAUCAAGCGAUACUCUAUAUUCGAAAGACGAGACACUCGUAUCGCCUGAUAGUUGCAAUGAAGUGGUUUCCGAUAAUCAAAUUAACGAUGUGCCCUUUCCACCAAGCAAUACUUCAUCGACGAGAGACGAGACACUCGCAUCACCUAUCAGUUGCAAUGAAGCAGUUUCUGAUAACAAAAAUAACGGCGUGCCCCUUCCACCAAGCGAUACUCAAUAUUCGAAAGACGAGACACUCGUAUCGCCUAAUAGUUGCAAUGAAGUGGUUUCCGAUAAUCAAAUUAACGAUGUGCCCUUUCCACCAAGCAAUACUUCAUCGACGAGAGACGAGACACUCGCAUCACCUAUCAGUUGCAAUGAAGCAGUUUCUGAUAACAAAAAUAACGGCGUGCCCUUUCCACCAAGCGAUACUUCAUCUUCGGAAGUAGAGGUUCUCGCUUUACCUUUUGGCUGCAACAAAACUUUUCCAGUAUGUAGGAAGGAAGGUUUGGCCAAUCCUAAAAACGCUUUUACAAAACUCAAGGGAAACGACACAAAUAUAAGAUCAACUCAAAAUAAGGAGACAUCUGAUACUUAUCUAGAUACUGAAACGCCGCUUAUUUUAACAGUACAUCAAGUUGUGCUCAUAUAUUUCCAGAUGCGGAUUGAAGCAUGUGCUAUUGUAUUGAUAAUGAAGAACCUGUGCAACAAAGUUAUUUCAUUGCUUUGUCACGUUACUUUUCCUCAUCAAGAAGAGAAAACCAAUAUCGUAACAAGACAGCAGAUGUUUAAAGUAUCGGAUGAAGAUGAUAGAAUCACCAAGCAUUCAAAUUGGACAAACCUAUUUCGGCCGUUACUACCUUUGAACGAGUCACAUAAAAUCAAGUCUAGUGUCUAUCCUAUUCUAUUCACCGAGGAAGACCUCCCUCAUGACGUAAAUCAAAAUGUCAUUGAACAGACAGGCCGAUUGAUUGAACCAGAAAACAUCCAUUGUACCUUUGAGACAAUUCCUUUUCCAGUCAGUAGUUCAGGUUCCUUAACGCAUGCGUGUCCAUUACCAGCUCUUGAAAACGCAGGAACAUAUCGAAGAGCUGAAAAUUAUACCGAUGAAGAGACUGAUGGCGCUGGUGGACCAACUCUUGUUCCGGAGGCAUAUGGAGGUACAUUGAACCAACAUUAUCAAGCUGCUCGGAGAAACAACGGAAACGAUCACAGAAUACUUUGCAUGAUGUGCCAACGAUUUGUGCGGAAAGUAGUAUUUCUUCCAUGCGGACAUCUACUGUAUUGCAGGCAGUGUGAUCCACAAAUCAAAAAUUGUGGUCAAUGCAGGAGUUUAAUCAUUCAGAAAGUGUUCAUUCAAGAUUAAAGCGCGGGCAUGUAGCCAUUGUGAGCGUCACUGGUAUGCCGUCUAUUGUCGUCCAUUUAUUUUAUUAGCAUCUCCUCUUGAAAACCUUGGCUGCCUUUUAGAAAGUAGGCAUCAAACAUUCUUGCAUUGACUGUUUUAGUUUUGCUCAAAUGAGCUUGUCUGAUAUCAGAAUGCAUAUGGACAAUCUCACAUAAGAACAUACGGCAUGAUAUUGUAAGCUCAACAAUUAUGUUAAAUGUCAGCGAAAGUAAGAGAUAAAAAAUGAUUGCAUUAUCACAUUUUACACUGUUGCGUUUACGGCCAAGGUAUUCGUGUAAAAAAAAUCACAAUAAAGCGAUAUUUAUAAAAAUUAUGGCACCUCCCAACUUAGAUUUUAAUGUUCGAAUACUGCAUCAGCUAAAUGUCGCCUUCAAAGUUUGUAAGAAUCUGGCCAAUCAGAUAUUGCCCAUCGCAUAUUUUACACGGGCUUACUCAUGGCAUGUAUAAUUAGUUCAUCAAUUGAAUGAUUCUGAAACCUUCGUCUACCUGUUUAUAUAUCCCCUGGUCGACUAUAACUUUGGACUUAGCUUGCUUUGAUGCCAUUACUCGAUGCUGUACAGGUUUUUAGACGGAAUUACUCUCGUUAAUGGAUCAUCAAUCUUAAACAAUAAGUGCAGGUGUGCUGUGAUCAUACUGUUUUAAAAAUGUUCAAAAGUCAGCAGCAGCCAGUUUUUUUAAUUGAAAUAGUGUCCACAGAUAACUUCUGAGAUACGUUGAUUUUAAGCUUAUAUUUACAAAUGCCGAUUAAAUGUAUAUCUAUCAUUGUUAAAAACACAUGUCUUGAAUGGACUCAAGUUUUCUAUAAAAUAAUUCUUCUAUGACAAAAUAAGUUCAAAUCAAUAAGAGUGUUGUAACUAAGAUAUUGACAGCUGGGACACUUCAGCAAAUGUUGAUAUUUGCUCAAAUAUCGUCUUUGAAUACUACAUUUUUGUAUACUUUUACGUACGGGGCUAAGCGAUUCGUUGUAGCAUGACAUUAUCAUAUGAUGUAAUCAAUAUAUUUUAAAUGGUCAAAAUUUCUAUCUACUGCUGAAUAAGUCUGUGUGGCCUUGUGUUUACGGCGCCAGUCUUCUAUGUUUAAUUAAUAAUAAAAAGGUGCUGUCAGAUGCUCUUCCGGGUAAACCAAUCUCUGGCCACAAAUCUGGCUGCAAUAUAUUUUAGUUAUUGCCCUUUGUUAAUUUAAAUACUACUUUUUGUCCAGAGCAUAACUCUUAAACUCCCUCGGGUUUUGGUUCAAACCUUUUAUACAGAUACAUCUCAUUCAGACGACGUGCAGCGCACUAAAACCAUAACUCUGACCGAGGAUGUUUUUACUUAUUGCCCUUUGCUUAUUUUCAUACUUUACCCAUGGCGAAGUUGAUAUUGUUGUUGAUUUGGCGGAGGUUAUAACAGUUUAUAACUGCUCUUGUUACUUUGAUGUAGUUAACAAUAUGCUUGACCUUCUACAGAUACAGCUUUCUUAAUUUCCUAUCUGAGAUUGUUUUGCUUACAUACGUCUUCAUUAUAAUUGUUUCAUUUGAUAGGUUGUAAAAGUAAGCUGAUUUAUGUUCCAUUGUUUGUAAUGCUAUAUACUGGACUAUCACAUAAGUUAAAUGCUGACAUACGUAUUAGUUAUAAUUGUUUCAUUUGAUACGUUGUAAAAGUUUGCUAAAAUGGGUUCCAUUGUUUGUAAUGGUAUAUACGUGAGUAUCAGACAUGUUAAAUGCUUACAUACGUAUGAGUUAUAAUUGUUUUAUUUGAUAGGUUGUAAAUGUUUGCAGAUUUUUGUUCUAUUGUUUUUAUGCUGUAUAAUGGAGUGUCACAUGUGUUAAUAUGUGCUCUACAAGCUUUAGUAGUAUGAAUGUAUGCGAUCUGAUGUCGUAAGUGUUUAAUGGUAUAUUUAUCAGGAUAUGGCAUAUAUAAAGUGUGAAAUAAUAAAAUCUUUUAUUUGUUUUAAACAUAUAUAUGUAUUAUUAAUUGUUGUGUAAUUGAUCAUAAGGCGUUUCCAAAGCUGUUUAAUCUUCAGGUACAAAUUAUAUUGUAUCGUUUAAAUAGACACACUUUACUGCAGAAAUAAUACAAUCAAUGAUAUAUGGCAUUAAUUUAAACAGCCUAAAUAUAACUUAUUAUUUGAACCGGCAUGGAAACAUUCCGGGUAAAAAAAAAUUAACGUCAAUCACACGCACUGUUUGUCUCCUUAUAUGUAAUUUUACAUGGUAUAGUUCGUUUCUUCCUGAGCACGUGUAUGCCUUACAGCCAAUAGAAAUAAUUGUUAAACGUAUACUAAGAUUAUUUGUUUGAUUCCGUCACGUCGGUCCGCCCAUCUGUCCGUCUGUACGUCCUCCGGUCCGUCAGGGUUUUGUAAGGUUAAAAGUAUUCGCAUUUGUUUAAGGAUAAAAGGCCGAAAACUGUUCGUUAUGUUGGAGGAGACACGCAGUGUUUUCGCUGACAAAAUGGAGAGUUUAAUGUGAUUCACUAACUUAAAACAAAGAGGUCCAAAUCACGAAUUUAUUAGCGCUAUUGUCAUCUUAUUGGACAAUCUCAAGACCAUUAAAAAUACUAAUCAUGUCAAUCCCUUACGCAAAUCAAAAUAAGUUUUAUGCAUAAAAUUCGUAUGAACUUGGUUAUUUUUUUAAAUAAUCAUCUUUAAAUUUAAACAUCGAUGGUUAUAUUACAAUUGCAAAAUGUGAUACCAUUGUACAUUAUUCGCUAAACGUGGAUACUUUGAUAUUGUUGUUUUUUAAUCUUUAAGGAAUAGAUAACAUUGUUUUCCUCCUCCCUAUCGGUUGCGCAAACCUCAAUCAUACCUUCAGUUGUUUCAACCUAAAAAUUGGAAUCUAUUUCAUUCUCAUAAUUAUUUAUUUAAUCUACAUGAUAAUUGGUUUUAAAAGUAUUUUACACAAUAGCAUUUACAAGAUAAACAAAUAUUUAACACACGUCUUGAUAUGAUACCACAGUUUCAACUGACUGUCCAUACCACUAUUUAAACUGACUGUCCAUACUACUAUUUCAACUGACUGUCCAUACCACUUUUUAAACAGACUGUCCAUACCACUUUUUAAACAGACUGUCCAUACCACUUUUUAAACAGACUGUCAAUACCACUUUUUAAACAGACUGUCCAUACCACUAUUUAAAUUGACUGUCCAUUCUACUAUUUAAACAGACUGUCAAUACCACUAUUUAAACAGACUGUCCAUUCUACUAUUUAAACAGACUGUCCAUACCACUAUUUAACUGACUGUCCAUACCACUAUUUAAACUGACUGUCCAUACUACUAUUUAAACAGACUGUCCAUACCACUUUUUAAACAGACUGUCCAUACCACUUUUUAAACAGACUGUCAAUACCACUUUUUAAACAGACUGUCCAUACCACUAUUUAAAUUGACUGUCCAUUCUACUAUUUAAACAGACUGUCAAUACCACUUUUAAAACAGACUGUCCAUACCACUAUUUAAAUAGACUGUCCAUACCACUAUUUAACUGACUGUCCAUUCCACUUUUUAAAUUGACUGUCCAUACCACUUUUUAAACAGACUGUCAAUACCGCUUUUUAAACAGACUGUCCAUACCACUAUUAAAAUUGACCGUCCAUUCUACUAUUUAAACAGACUGUCCAUACCACUAUUUAAACUGACUGUCCAUUCUACUAUUUAAAUUGUCUGUCCAUUCUACUAUUUAAACAGACUGUCAAUACCACUAUUUAAACAGACUGUCCAAACCACUAUUUAAAUUGACUGUCCAUUAUACUAUUUAAACAGACUGUCCAUACCACUUUUUAAAUUGACUGUCCAUUCUACUUUUUAAACAGACUGUCCAUACCACUAUAUAAAUUGACUGUCCUAAUACUAUUUAAAUUGACUGUCCAUACCACUUCUUAAACAGACUGUCCAUACCUUUAUUUAAACAGACUGUCCAUACCACUUUUUAAAUUGACUGUCCAUUCUACUAUUUAAACAGACUGUCUAUGCCACUUUUUAAAUUGACUGUCCAUUCUACUAUUUAAACCGACUGUCUAUACCACUUUUUAAACAGACUGUCCAUACCACUUUUUAAACAGACUGUCCAUAUCACUUUUUAAACAGACUGUCCAUACCACUUUUUAAAUUUACUGUCUAUACCACUUUUUAAACAGACUGUCCAUACCACUAUUUAAACUGACUGUCCAUACCACUAUUUAAAUUGACUGUCCAUUCUACUAUUUAAACAGACUGUCCAUACCACUAUUUAAAUUGACUGUCCAUUCUACUAUUUAAACAGACUGUCCAUACCACUUUUUAAAUUGACUGUCCAUACCACUUUUUAAACAGACUGUCCAUACCACUAUUUAAACAGACUGUCCAUACCACUUUUUAAAUUGACUGUCCAUUCUACUUUUUAAACAGACUGUCUAUACCACUAUUUAAACAGACUGUCCAUUCUACUAUUUAAACCGACUGUCCAUACCACUUUUUAAACAGACUGUCUAUACCACUAUUUAAACAGACUGCCCAUUCUACUUUUUAAACAGACUGUCUAUACCACUAUUUAAACAGACUGUCCAUUCCACUUUUUAAACCGACUGUCCAUGCCUCUUUUUAAACAGACUGUCCAUACUUUUAUUUAAACAGACUGCCCAUACCACUUUUUAAAUUGACUGUCCAUUCUACUUUUUAAACAGACUGUCUAUACCACUAUUUAAACAGACUGUCCAUACCACUUUUUAAAUUGACUGUCUAUACCAAUAUUUAAACUGACUAUCCAUACCACUUUUUAAAUUGACUUUCCAUUCUACUAUUUAAACAGACUGUCCAUACCAAUUUUUAAACAUACUGUCUAUACCACUAUUUAAACAGACUGUCCAUACCACUUUUUAAAUUGACUUUCCAUUCUACUUUUUAAACAGACUGUCCAUACCACUAUUUAAACAGACUGUCUAUACCAUUAUUUAAACAGACUGUCCAUACCACUUUUUAAAUUGACUGUCCAUUCUACUAUUUAAACAGACUGUCCAUACCACUUUUUAAAUUGACUGUCCAUUCUACUAUUUAAACAGACUGUCCACACCACAUUUUAAACUGACAGUCUAUUCUUCAAACAUUGGACGGGUAGCAAAAAUAAAGUACGGAACUCACAGGAUUACGUCACAAACAUGUUUUAUGGUCGAAUGUGACCGCAUAAGCAUUGGGAUAUGUCGCGCUGAUUUAGACCUAUGUCCCGAACCUCAUCAUCAUCAUCAUCAUCAUCAUCACCAUCACCAUCAUCAUCAGCAGCAGCAGCAAUAGCAGCAGCAGCAGCAUCAAAAACAACAACAUCAUCAUCAUCAUCAUCGCCACAACAACCAACACAACCACCACCAUAAUAAUAAUAAUCAUCAUCGUCAUCGUUAUACUACCUUUGUUUUAGAGCUUAUUGAAAAAGAAACCUGGGAUACACAUUGUAUAUUUUCUCAUGUUGUUUUCAAGUUUGUAUUUAUUUAUCUCCAUCAAUCCCAACCAGCUGUAUAUAUUUGUAUUUUCAUUGUUUUAUUUCAAAUGUAAUAUAUAUCAUAUAUAUUUUAAUCGGACACGUUUAAGUGCUUUGAAAGGUCUAUUACAUUCAUUACCAACUAAAACAAUACUAUACAAACAGUAUAAUCAUCUUUGUUACUACUUUUAAAAUGGUGUAAAUAUAUGGUUGUUCAUCACUGUGUGUUUCAUUUUAUUUUGGAUUUAUUAAUAUCAUCUCCGAGUUUUGUAUAGUUCAUACUGAAGGAGUUUUUAUUUUUGUAAAAUGAUCUCUAACUUUUUAACGCACAAAUGACGUUUGCAGGUCACAUUAAUAUCAUGUUGUUUUCAUGUUUUAUUUUCUGAAAAUAUCCCCAUCAUCUUCAUCAUACUUUACUUAUUCAUGAAUUGAUUGAAAAGAAUUUUUGGAUUCACAUCUUAAGUUAUAUAAUUGCUCAUGUUGUUUUCAUGUUUGUUUAUCUCCAUCAAUCCCACGCUUGUGUAUGUAUUGUUCGUUUGUAAAAAGCGCUUUUGUAUUGUUUAGUUUCCAUUGUAAUAUUAAUGUUCAUGUAGUGUCUAUCACCAAAUAUAUCAAAUAGAUCUGUAAUCGGAUAGUUUUGCAAGGUGUGCAACAACUACUACACUACACAUUUACUAUACAGUAACGAUGAGCCAAAAUGAACUUUCUAUUCUGUUCAUUUACAAAAUUAAGAAAAUUAUCAUUUUUUCAAUACGUAUGUAAAAAAAUACAGAAACAAGCUCAGUAGCCAUAUGUUUAAUCAUAAACAUAAACAUCAACUCUGUAAUAUUUUGUUUUGUUUUGUAUUUUAUUCUAGACUAAGAUUUCUUAUAAGUGUAUAUUUAAAGAAUGGAAUUAGUCUCCAAAAUAAAAUCACCAUUUUUUUGUAUUUGAGUACAUGUGUAUUAAUGACUUAUUAUCUCAAGGCUCUGAAUCUGUUUUUAUGUCUCCCCCAUUCAUGGGGAGACAUAUUGUUUUUGCCCUGUCCGUCAGUCAGUCCAUCAGUCCGUCAGUCAGUCACUACGUCACACUUCGUUUUCGCUUAAUAACUAUAGAACGCUUAGAACCAUGAACUUUACACUCUGUAUGCUAGUUGGUCUUGACUAGUAGAUGACCCCUAUUGAUUUUGGGAUCACUAGGUCAAAGGUCAAGGUCACCAUGACCUUGAGGUGAAAAAACGGUUUCCGCUCAAAAACUUAAGAUCCUUUGGGUCCAGGAACUUUAUACUUGGUAUGUAAGUUGUUCACGACUAGUAGAUGCCCCUUAUUGAUUUUGAGGUCAAAAGGUCAUAGGUCAAGGUUUCCUUCAGGUAAAAAAACGAUAUUUUGGCGGUGACCUUAAGCUUAAAAAUGGUUUCUGCUUAAUCACUAAAGAACGCUUGCACCCAGGAACUUCAUACUUUGUAUCCUAGUUGGUCAUGACUAGUAGAUGACCCCUAUUGAUUCUGAGAUUACUAGGUCAAAGGUCAAAGUCGCAGUGAACUUGAGGUGAAAAAAAAAACGGUUUCCGAUCAAUAAUUAAAUAAUGCUUGCACCCAGGAACUUCAUACAAUGCAAACUUUUUCCAAGAUUAAUCAACAACACUUUUUUCUCUUCACUUUUUAAUACAGGUGAAUAAACCAAACUUCACUGUUGUUUCGUCUCUAGUCCAAUAUUACAAAUUUCAUGUCCAUCAUUUAUUUUUUCUCAUGUACGACCACACAAUAGGGGAGACAAGCGCUUUUUUCAAAAAAACAAUCUCUAGUUUAUCUUAGAUGUAGAUAUGUUUAAUUAGGAUUUUGUGUAUAUAUUAUUAGCCUAUAAUAAAUAUAAUCACCA
This is a messenger RNA of Mya arenaria, 9437 nucleotides long. RefSeq lists its product as uncharacterized. The transcript is spliced from 15 exons. Bases 401 to 2116 code for a protein of 571 amino acids. Lineage: Eukaryota; Metazoa; Mollusca; Bivalvia; Myida; Myidae. The record is from RefSeq and is a predicted model, not a curated record.